AUGAAGUUCUACAUCGCUGCCAUUACUCUCCUGACUACCGCUGUCACGGUCAUGGCUUCUCCAGUUGAGAGCGCUCAAACUCCAGGAAAAUGCGGGGGGACUGCUUGCGUCCUCGAGAACGGUCAAAUGGUAGACUGUGAUUAUGGAUCUUGCAAGGGCCAUGAUGGUGAAGCCUGCAAUUCCGGAAAGGGAAACUACUGCCCGGGAGCCUGA
Messenger RNA from Aspergillus campestris IBT 28561, 213 nucleotides. RefSeq lists its product as uncharacterized. The coding region runs from base 1 to 213 and encodes 70 amino acids. The record is from RefSeq and is a predicted model, not a curated record. The transcript is spliced from 4 exons. NCBI's taxonomy places the organism in Eukaryota, Fungi, Ascomycota, Eurotiomycetes, Eurotiales, Aspergillaceae.